AUGGUCUGGGGGGCUCCAGGGAGGCUCAGGGGGCUCCCAGGAGGGGGGUGGUCUCCAGCCCUCCCGUUUCCCCAGGGUUUCCUGCCCAUGACGGUGCCGGACCUGCUGCGAGGAGCCGUUUUUGAGGGCUGUGGGGUCCAGCCCAGCGCUACCCCCUCCCCAGUUUACACCAUUGACCCUGCACGCUUCGAGGAUCUGUGCCUGGCUGGGACCUCGGAAGUGGGAAUUGCAGGCUAUUUCAUGGACCACGCUGUGCAGCUGCAGGACCUGCCUGUCAGGGUGGUGUGUUCCAGCACCUGCUACCGCGCCGAGACCGACACGGGCCAGGAGCCCUGGGGGCUCUACCGCGUCCACCAGUUCACCAAGGUGGAGAUGUUCGGGGUGACGGCGGCCGAGCGCGGGACGGAGAGCGAGGAGCUGCUGGAGGAGUUCCUGGCGCUCCAGAAGGAGAUUUUCUCGGAGCUGGGGCUCCAUUACCGCGUCCUGGACAUGCCCACAGAGGAGUUGGGGCUCCCCGCCUACCGCAAGUUUGACAUCGAGGCCUGGAUGCCUGGACGGGGCAAAUUCGGGGAGAUUUCCAGUGCUUCCAACUGCACGGAUUACCAGAGCCGGCGGCUGAACAUCAUGUACAGCGGGGAGGGGGGCCGGCUGAGCCACGCCCACACGGUGAACGGCACCGCCUGUGCCGUGUCCCGGAUGCUCAUCGCGCUCCUCGAGUGCAACCAGCUCCCGGACGGCCGUGUCCGGGUGCCCCCUGUGCUGCAGCCGCUGGUGGGGCAGGAGGUGCUGGCCCGGCCCCCUGCCCCCCUCCUGCGCUAC
This is a messenger RNA of Cyanistes caeruleus (blue tit), 819 nucleotides long. NCBI's taxonomy places the organism in Eukaryota, Metazoa, Chordata, Aves, Passeriformes, Paridae. The record is from RefSeq and is a predicted model, not a curated record.